AUGGUGGUGGUGCUGCCGACGCCGCUGCGCCUGACGCUCAGCAGUGCUGGAGCCCCGCCGCUGCGGAGGCGCGGGCACCGGGCAGGAGGACGCAGGCGAGAUGUUCCGCCAGACAGGAAGCAGGGAGGGCGGCCGGACGGCUCGGGACGCACCGCGACCGGGCUGCAGCGAAUCCAGACAGCAAAACCAUUAGUGGACACACGUGCCUCAACAUUAUAUAGCUACAAGCUGAAGUUGGAGGAAGAUCAACUUUCUGCCACUGAAAGAGACAACUGAUUGCUGCUGGAGAAGAUGUCCUCCAUCAUGACAACAAAGGGACAAAUUUACAACAAAAAUGACUACAAGGCCAAAAGGUAACAUCAGUUGCACUAUUUCUAUGCAGUUAUCAAGUUUCCUUCCCAGUGAUAAACAUAGCUAAGUAUAAACUGCUCUGUGAGGAUACAUUUAAAAGGCAGCCCAAGGUAUAAUCAACACUUCAGAAAGCCAUUUUCUUGUCCUGUCACAUGAAAUCUAAUGCCAGGUCAUUUUCCUCCUACACUGUUGAAGAGAAGAUGGCUUUAAAUUAGUUUUUCACUUUAAUAACUGAGAGAAUAAAAACAAAUAGAGGGGGGGAAACGUUGCCCUACUUUAGGAAAAAAAUUGAAGCAAACCUGUUAUGUCUCAGCAAAGCUGUUGGUCCUGCUAGGUGAGUCAUUGCUGCUGACUUUGCCAAUUGUUCCUACAGACACCAUCAGAAAAAGGGAGACCCAAAGCUGAGAGAUGAAAUAAAGUCAGAGCAAAAAUAAAAUUUAAAAAAAAAAAAGUGGAGCAGGAAGCAGGCAAAAGUGAAAAUCUAAUUUACUGCUCAAACAAGACCAAGCAAAAUGUGCCUUGAAGAUUUAUCACCGGAGAGAACCAUCUUAAAUAUUUUUGAUUAAGCAGGAAAUUCACCUCCCAAACAGAGUACAGCAAACCAGUCAACAACAGGGAUGGGUUUUCAAAGUGAAGUGUUUGUAUAGUUCAGGUGGUGGUUGUAAUCUCCUGUGACUCAUUUGCAGCCAGUCUACUUCUUGAUAGACUGACUAUUUACCCAGCCCUGAAGUGUCUCCAGAAAGCAAAUGCUGCUCAGCUGAAAUGACCCAGGUAGAACUCACUACACAUCACUGUCACAAAUAGCCUGACACUUGCACAGUUCCUUUACCUGAGGCAGAGUUGGUCAUGGCCACACCAUGCAAAUCCAUAUCAUAAACACUUACGGCUUGUCACUAGUGAAUAAUAUCCAGAUCUAUGCAGGCAUCAAAAAGAAUUACUUAAUUCCACUG
This is a messenger RNA of Prinia subflava (tawny-flanked prinia), 1301 nucleotides long. RefSeq names its product CFAP97 domain containing 2 (gene CFAP97D2). The record is from RefSeq and is a predicted model, not a curated record. The transcript has 3 exons. Lineage: Eukaryota; Metazoa; Chordata; Aves; Passeriformes; Cisticolidae.